ACCCCGGCCGCCGCGCCGCUCGCCGUCUUCGCGUCUCUCCUCGCGGCGCGCCGAUUCGGCGCGGCGAAGUCGAUGCUCCCUUCCCUCCUCACCCCCAGCCUCCUCGCCGUCCCCUUCGCCGACCUUGCGGCCGCCUCCCUCCCGCGCGCCGCUCCACAGCACGCCGUCGCCGCGUUCCACGACAUGCUCUUCCGCGCCUACGCAGACGCGGGGGCCGCCGACCGCGCGGCCGAGGCUGUCGACCUCACCGUCUCCCGCCUCGGCCGCCUCGACCCCCGCUCCCUCACCUCCUCGCUCAUCUCGCUCCGCCAGGCCGGCCACCUCCCGGCCGCCGUGGAGAUCCUCAACAAGGCGCUCGCUUCCUACCCCGACUCCGUCACGCCUCUCUCGGCGUCCGUCGUCGUCGACGGCUUCUGCAAGGCCGGCCGCAUGGACGACGCGCGCCGGCUGCUCGACGAAAUGCCGAGCCGCGGCGUGAGGCUGAACGCCUGCUGCUAUAACCCGCUGCUCGACACCUACACGCGCCAGAAGAACGAUGGCGGUGUCGCGGAGGUCCUAAAGGAGAUGGAGAAUGCUGGCGUGGAGCCGACGGUCGGGACAUACACGAUCCUUGUCGGUGGGUUGUCUAAGGCUGGCGAUAUCAGCAAGGUCGAGUCUGUGUUUGACGAGAUGAAGAGGAAGAAUGUGGCAGGCGAUGUCUACUUCUACAGCGCGGUCGUCAACGCGUACUGUCGGGCUGGGAACGUGCGGAGGGCGUCUGAGGUGUUUGAUGAGUGUGUUGCCAAUGGCAUCGAGCCGAAUGAGCGUACUUAUGGAGCACUGAUCAACGGGUUCUGCAAGAUUGGGCAGAUAGAGGCGGCGGAGAUGUUGUUCACAGAUAUGCAGCUGCGUGGAGUUGGACAUAACCAGAUUGUUUUCAACACGAUGAUUGAUGGUUAUUGUCGCCAUGGCAUGGUGGACAAGGCACUCCAUAUAAAGGAGGUCAUGGAGAAGAUGGGCAUUGAGUUGGAUGUCUACACGUAUAACACACUCGCGUGUGGGCUUUGCCGGGUGAAUAGAAUGGAAGAGGCCAAGACGCUACUGCAUGUCAUGGCCGAGAUGGGCGUCGCGCCAAACUAUGUCAGCUACACUACAUUGAUCAGUAUCCAUUCCAAGGGGGGCGACAUGGUAGAGGCAAGAAGGCUCUUCCGAGAUAUGGAUGGUAAGGGGUCAAGGCCAAGUGCUGUUACCUAUAAUGUCAUGAUUGACGGGUACAUCAAGAAUGGGAGCAUCCGUGAGGCUGAGCGGUUUAAAAAGGAGAUGGACAAGAAAGGGCUUGUCCCAGACAUAUACACUUAUGCAGCACUAGUUCAUGGGCACUGUGUCAAUGGGAAGGUGGAUGUGGCGAUGAGGCUGUUUGAAGAGAUGAAGUCGAGAGGAACCAAACCCAACGUCGUGGCAUAUACAGCUCUGAUAUCAGGUCUGGCUAAGGAAGGUAGAUCGGAGGAGGCGUUCAAGUUGUAUGAUGAUAUGUUAGGCGCUGGAUUGACUCCAGACGAUGCUCUAUAUUCUGUGCUUGUAGGGAGCCUUCACACGGAUAAUAGAAAAGAUGUUUUGACAUGAAUAGCAUAAGGUUUGUCAGGCCGUAUUACUAUUAGCAGAUGAUACCGUAAAGAAAUUGA
Molecule: messenger RNA, 1661 nt
Organism: Lolium rigidum
Lineage: Eukaryota; Viridiplantae; Streptophyta; Magnoliopsida; Poales; Poaceae
Product: pentatricopeptide repeat-containing protein At2g32630-like
Exons: 1
Molecular function (GO): protein binding
Source: RefSeq, a predicted model, not a curated record